AUGAAGGGAAAAAGCAGUGAAGCUUCUUCCUGCUCCAAUGGUGAUGUGCGAAGCGGGAAAGGUUUGAUCGGCGACGAGGGAGGUCGUCUCUGUAGUUUGACGAAGCCGAAGGGACGAAGGAAAUGGUGGAGUGCCGCGAGCAGCAGCAAUGAAGAAGUCGGGGUCCUCGGUGGGGUUGCUCGACGGAAUGGAAGAGGAGGGUGCGAAGGGUGGUCGUCGGUCUCAGCAAUUCCAAUCAAAAUUUUGACCUGUAAUGGCCUAAUCAUAGAUAUAUUUGGGGGCAAAAAGGUCCCACAUCAAGAACUGACACAAACUGGUGUUAUGGGUAUAAAUGGAAUAGGUUUUGAAGAAAAACAGAGUCCCAAAUUUUGUGUGAUGGGUUGUUUGGCAAAGAUUCUUAGGGGGUUUGGUUUGAGUGAUAAAAUCUCAGGGAAACACCAUGGAAGAUAUGGAGAUGAAGAAGGAAUCUUGGAGUCUAAUCCAACAACCUUGGAGACAUUAUCGGACUUUGAUAGUGAAGAAAUUGAUCGAGCAAUUGCGCUUUCCCUUUUAGAAGAAGAUGCAAGAAGCACCAUUUCUGUUGCAGAAGAAGAUAGCAAUGAACAUGAUGAUGAUGAGGAUGAGGAUGAUGAUGAUGGUGAUGAUGGUGGUGGUGGUGAUGGUGAUAAUGAUGGGUCAAUUUCAUGUGAAGAAGAUGAUGAAAAACGAGCGAGUUCUUGUCUAGAAGAAGAUGGAACGGAAUCGGAAUUGGAAUCAGAUUCCGAUUCCGAAGAAGAUAAAGGAAAAAAAGUAAUUGAUGAUGAUGAUGAUGAGGAGGACGAUGAUGAUGAUGAUGAUGAUGAUUCUCAUAUAGAGGAAGACGAAGAGCUUGCCAAGGCUCUUGAAGCAAGUUUGAAUGUGGAUAUUUCACCACCACAGAAUGAUUAUGGAAACAUGAUUCCGCCUUUGUCGUACUCCAAUUCCGGUGGAUACAGGAUAUGUGCUGGAUGCAAUGUAGAAAUCGGCCAUGGAAGAUUCCUAAGUUGCAUGGAAGGAGUUUGGCAUCCCGAAUGUUUCCGUUGUCAUGCUUGCAAUCUACCAAUAUCUGAUUAUGAGUUCUCCAUGUCUGAAAACCGACCAUUUCACCUAUCAUGCUAUAAAGAACACCAUCACCCAAGAUGUGACGUAUGCAAAAACUUUAUUCCAACGAAUGGAAAUGGAUUGAUUGAAUAUAGGGCGCAUCCUUUUUGGGCACAAAAGUAUUGUCCAUCACAUGAGCAUGAUGGGACUCCUAGAUGUUGUAGUUGUGAAAGAAUGGAGACAAGAGACACGAAAUAUUUGUUAUUAGAUGAUGGUAGAAAGCUAUGCUUGGAGUGCCUUGAUUCCGCUAUAAUGGAUACUCAUGAAUGCCAACCACUUUAUCUUGAAAUCCAAGAUUUUUAUGAAGGAUUGAACAUGAAAAUUGAGCAACAAGUUCCAUUGUUGUUGGUUGAAAGACAAGCUCUAAAUGAAGCCAUGGAAGGCGAAAAAAAUGGUCAUCAUCACAUGCCCGAAACUAGAGGACUUUGUCUAUCAGAGGAACAAACUAUCAGCACUAUAACAAAACGACCAAGAGUUGGGGCAGGACGUCUAAUUGACAUGUUUACAGAACCUUAUAAGCUAAUUCGUCGAUGUGAAGUCACAGCCAUUCUCAUCUUAUACAGUCUCCCUAGGUUAUUGACCGGUUCAAUAUUGGCUCACGAAAUGAUGCACGCAUGGCUCCGGCUUAAAGGGUUCUCUAACAUUCCACCUAACGUUGAAGAAGGAAUCUGUCAAGUUUUAGCUCACAUGUGGUUGGAUUCAGAGAUUAUGGCUGGUUCUGGUAGCUCAAAUAUUGCUUCCACGUCAUCAUCUUCUUCAUCUACAACUGUUGCCACGUCAUCAAAAAAAGGAAAAAGAGAAGGGAAUAAAUCCGUGCUUAAAUAUGGCCUUAGAACCACUCUUGAUCAUAUUCGACUUACUGGAACAUUUCCUUGCUAG
This is a messenger RNA of Lactuca saligna, 1998 nucleotides long. Lineage: Eukaryota; Viridiplantae; Streptophyta; Magnoliopsida; Asterales; Asteraceae. The record is from the annotation of a GenBank genome assembly.